AUGCCACCAUAUGUUAUUGUCUCUGAGCUCCUGCUCAUCAGGCUGGUAUGCGGUCUUGUCGGAUAUGUGCUCUGGCGCCUCUGGCGUUUCACCGUCCACCCUUUGCUCCAGCCAAACUUGCCAAGGGAACUUCCAUAUACGAUCCCAUUCAUCGGUAAGGACCUGCGGCCGUCUCAAACCAUUCAGAGCACUGACAGCCUAAGGCCAUGCAAUUUCCCUGCUACGGAACCCGCACGGUUUAAUAUCGUCUACCAUGACGCGCUAGAGGUCCUGAGAGACCGUCCCGAAGUAAUAAACACAGAGCAUAUCAAAGACCUCCUUCAUGGUCUCGGCUGCUCCAAACCUGGGAUUUUGGAGAUUGACAGCCAUCAGCGUGGCAACAUUUCCGUACCAGACAGCAAAGCUGCACUCACGAACCGUCCGCCACUUUUUAAGGUGGCCGAAGGGCUCUUGUCGAAGCAACUCCUUGAUCGGAGUCUUGGAAACGACCUCUUAGCUAGAACUUUGGAAGUUCUCGAGACUCAGGGAAUUCCGCAAGUCUCAUUGAUGAUCAUGUCCAGGUGGACCAAUGACCUCUGGAAGCUCCUGUUUAAGGUCCCGGAGCCAUUUGCGAGAGACGUUUACACCGCGAGAACUAGGGUACAACGCUGCCUGCAAGAAUUCUUGCGCUUGCCCGAGUCCGAAAAGAGUGACCAGAGCUGGGCGAUCGAAGCCGCAGUAGCGGAGAUGAGAAGCCGCGGGAUGAGCGAAGCAGAUACGGCUUCUUAUUUGCUCGUAGUCUUCUGGGCCAUAAACGCAAACACUUUCAAAAUUAUCUUUUGGCUGAUCGCGCACAUCAUCUCGAACCCGACAAUACUCACAGCGGUUACUACCGAAAUAUCUUCCAUUCUCUCAGACUGGCCGUCCAACGAAUCCCUCUCUUCCCUCUCAAUCCGUCUAGAGCGGAACACCCUUCUCGAAGCUCUCCAUAACGAAGCCCACCGACUCGCACUCAACACCAGCUCCGCGCGAACAAUGAAGCAAGACGUAAACAUCAACGGCCGCAUCUUCACAUCCGGCACACAUGCCGUUAUCCCAUACCGCUACCUCGCCAUGCGUCAUCCGCUCCUCUCGCAGGAUUGGGAUGCCUUCCAGCCAGAGCGGUUCCUUUCUAACCCUGGGUUGGGCCAGAGUAAGAGUUUUCUUCCAUUUGGCGGUGGAAAGCAUAAAUGCAUGGGACGGUUCUUGAGCCGGAGGCUAGUGCUGACUUUUACCUCGCUUUUUCUUCAUCGGUUUAAGGUCCGGCCGUUGGAUGGGGUACCCAAGAUGGGCUUCCGGCCAGUCUCCUCGGGACCGGCGAGUCCUGUGGAUGACAUGAGGCUGGUCAUUUCCCACAAAGAGUACUAG
Aspergillus nidulans FGSC A4 is the source of this 1386-nucleotide messenger RNA. RefSeq names its product protein CYP658A1. The coding region runs from base 1 to 1386 and encodes 461 amino acids. Gene Ontology annotation, molecular function: sterol 14-demethylase activity; monooxygenase activity; iron ion binding. The transcript is spliced from 5 exons. Gene Ontology annotation, biological process: secondary metabolite biosynthetic process. The record is from RefSeq and is a predicted model, not a curated record. NCBI's taxonomy places the organism in Eukaryota, Fungi, Ascomycota, Eurotiomycetes, Eurotiales, Aspergillaceae.